Indicator indicator is the source of this 2023-nucleotide messenger RNA. RefSeq names its product protein only RNase P catalytic subunit (gene PRORP). Gene Ontology annotation, cellular component: mitochondrial ribonuclease P complex; mitochondrion. The transcript is spliced from 7 exons. Gene Ontology annotation, molecular function: protein binding; ribonuclease P activity. The record is from RefSeq and is a predicted model, not a curated record. Gene Ontology annotation, biological process: tRNA 5'-leader removal; mitochondrial tRNA 5'-end processing. Bases 58 to 1818 code for a protein of 586 amino acids. Lineage: Eukaryota; Metazoa; Chordata; Aves; Piciformes; Indicatoridae.
UUUAUUUUCCAUUUUAUUACUUUGGUAGAUACAGUGAGAUAAUAAUUUCUUCUUGUGAUGGCACUCUUUUCUCAAACUAGUCAACAGGGUUUUCAGGCUUUACUAUGGAAAUGUCGUAUGUUCUGGCCUGUUUCAAGAUGUCCACAACUGUUUGCUGUCUCCUUCAGCAUCCCCAACAGGGAAAAGUUUAUCCAUUUCAGUUUUGUGACAUCUUCCAGCACUGCGUUACCAGUGGAUCCUAAAGGAACCAAUGACUUUCCUACCAAGAAAAGGUCUGAAAUUGAUUCUGAAGAAAAAAAAAAAUGGGAUGAGGAGUCUAAGGACCUAGCUGAAGAGAAACUCCACUUUUCUUCUGUUAGAUCUCCAAAGAAGCAGUUAGUGAGUCACAUUCUGAGUAGGCAUAGGUUUACCACCAUACAGCCUCCAGAAAAGCCAUUGCAAGCUGAGGAAUGGAACAGACUGAGGGAAAGCUUUUCAUCACCUGAAAUAUUUGAAGAAGUGAUGUUGAACAGUAUGGUCAGGUACAACAGCCCCAUUGAUGUGGCUAAGUCCUUGCUGACCCAUGUGGCAAAGAGCCAUGGUGACAUCGCAUAUAGUCUGUUGAUCAAAUACCUGGCAUUGUGUGUCCAGCAGGGGAAGACUUCAGAAAUCCAUGAUGUGUAUGAUAUAAUGAAAACCAGAUAUAAGGUUUUAGAAAGUGGGGCUUACAACCUUCUUAUCAGGGGGCUGAGUAAUUCAGAUCAAUGGAGAAUGGCCUUGACUCUUUUGGAAGAAGUCAAAAAGAUUAUGAUUCCCUCACGGGCAAACUAUGAAUCCUGUAUCAAAGCAGCCAGCCGGCACCGAGAAAUGAACCUCGCAUUUGACCUGUACCGUGAAAUGUUGGAUAAGGAUUUGGUCCCAACCUUGGACGUCCUGCAGGCCUUUUUUGACUGCAGCAGGGGAAUGAAAGGUGCAGAGUUACAAAAAGAGCUGUUUGGUAUCCUCUUUUAUUUGAGAGACAACCAAAUAUACCCUCACAAAACAUUUAUGUGGAGUAUAAAGCUAUGGUUUGAAAGUAUACCAGGUGAGAACUGGAGGGGACACCUGACUACUAUUAAAGACAGUGGACAGUGCCCAGUUUGCCACCAUCAGCUGGAGGACAGCAACCUCACUGAAGAGGACUAUAAUAACCUCAGAGAAAGAAUCGUGAGGGAUGUGAUACAUGGCACUGACACUUUUAGAAAGACAAGCCCACAGGAAUUUGAAGCCUUUCAAACAUUUGUGGAAAAUCGACUUCCAUUUGAUAUUGUUAUUGAUGGGCUCAACGUUUCCCACAUGAAACCCAGACAGACACAGUGUGAAAAUCUGUUUAAUGCUGUCAACUGCCUGGCAAAAGGGAACACCCGGCUGCUUGUGCUGGGCCGCAAACACAUGCUGACUAACUCUUCAAAUUGGAGAAAAGAGCUUAUGAAGGAGAUGCAGGAUAAGGCAGACUUCUUCUUUGCUGAAAAUAUCUCUGAAGAUGAUACCUUCUUGUUAUAUGCCACUCUUCAGUCAGGCAAGCAUUGCAAGUUUGUUACCAGAGACUUCCUCCGGGAUCACAAGGCUUGUCUUUCCGACAGUGUGACGCGGCAUCUGUUCCGUAAGUGGCAGCGUGGGCACCAAAUAGCCUUUUACUCAUCUGAAGAAGGAAAUCAUAUAAAUUUUUUGCCUGCUCUCUGUUAUGACUGUGUGGUGCAGACUACAGGUGACACAUGGCAUAUCCCCUAUAAAAACAAUUUUGAGGAAAAAUAUUCAUAUCAGGUACCAAGAAAAUGGCUUUGCAUUCAACAGAAGUGAUGAAGAAUGUAAUUGCGCAAGAUGAAGAUGCCUUUUUUUGUUUGUUGAUAACUAGGAAUACUCAGCAACACAGUUACAGGAUUACUGUGUAACUGCAUUUAGUCAAAAUCAUUCCUGCAGUAAACUUGUUGACAUCAAUGGUUGUCCAUCAGGAACAAAUUAGGCCCAUCAUUUCCACCUUUGCAGGUGACUUCUGUAGCCUAAC